Pistacia vera is the source of this 764-nucleotide messenger RNA. RefSeq lists its product as uncharacterized. The record is from RefSeq and is a predicted model, not a curated record. The coding region runs from base 158 to 592 and encodes 144 amino acids. NCBI's taxonomy places the organism in Eukaryota, Viridiplantae, Streptophyta, Magnoliopsida, Sapindales, Anacardiaceae. The transcript is spliced from 2 exons.
GGACUUGCAAGGGACGUUAUCACUUUUCAUCAACAAAAUUUUAUCAACGAUGUCCACCACAUAAAUCAAGCAAUCAAACAGAAGUAACUGAUAAGCCUUUCUUCCUCAACUCAACCUCUUUUUGACAACCAAAAACGCAACCGAAAAGUAAAAAAUUAUGACUUCUCUCAAGCUCUAUAAAAACUACUAUCAAUCACCAUUUCUUCCCACUCCCUCAAAGCUUCAUCAGAAAGUAAUAAAAACUCGAACAAAUUUUUGCGUAAACAAUGAUUAUUACAGGAGAAAAUUUACUGUGAGAGGAUGCGUUGGGGAAGGAGAAGGAGAUAAGAAGAGAGAAAGGCGAACUUUCUUGACUCUAGAAGAAGCUGGUUUAGUUGAAAUGUCUGGUCUAAGCACUCACGAGAGAUUUUUAUGUCGUUUAACGAUAUCAUCUUUGAAUCUGCUAAGGGUGAUAUCGGAGCAAGAAGGAUGUCCAAUUGAGGAGCUGAAUGCGGGGAGAGUAUGUGACUGGUUUAUGAAGGAUAAACUGAAACGAGAGCAGAAUAUUGAUUCUGCAGUCCUUCAAUGGGAUGACUCUGAGUUCCAGUUUUGAGCUUUAAAUUUAAUUAGCUAAAAAGUGUCUUCAUGUGCCGUGCUCAAAAAUUUCUAAUUCAACUAAUUUUUUGUUCUACGCAUACAAUCCAAUCCAAUCCAACUAAAGGAAAGAUUGAUUGCGAGAAUGAAUCAUUUUAUUGUGUUAGCCUUCUGAGAAGAAAAAAAAAAAA